AUGCCUAAAGAACUUUUUAGUCAUUUGCCGUAUGAGCUUAUUCUAAAAGUGAGCAGUUAUCUCGGGUUUGCAGACGUAUGGUAUUUAGGCACUUGCUCAUCUCAGUAUCGCAUGCUGUCGCUUCAACUAUUGAAAACUCAGUUUAACAUUGACUUAUUAAAGCAAAGGUUGCCACAUCCUCUUACUCAGCUUAUACAUGCUGCAGUUGCAUAUUUAGACAGAUAUGCGUUGCAGCCUGGUGAUCAGAUUGAACCAUCAGUACUACAGUCAGUAGCCAAUGUCAUGGCCAUUACAAUCUACGACCAUAUACCCAGCCAAGCAGGCAGAAUUUUUUCCUUGGACUUCCUGCUUGACGAAACGCUAUGCAUUUUAAUGUGCCAUUGCUUACUAGAUCCAACACUGCAAACCUUCGCUGAUAAAGGAGAAGCAAACAAUAUUGUUGCAGGUCAAGAUUUAGAUCAAAUUAUAUCAUCUAUGCAACCUGUAGCACCUCCAAAUGAGACACAUGAUAUAUCACCUUCGCCGUCGACUGGUGUGCUAAUGGUCGAUUUUUUGAACGUCUUAUAUGAGACGUUGUGUGGCAUAUUUGAUGACUCAUCCAUUGCAGAGAUCUUUCAUCGCCUAUUGCUCAAUCAUUUACAACGAAAGAUUACUGAAAUCCGACAUAAUUAUCAAUCACGUCAAUCCGAUUUAUCUUCCUACGCUUGCCAAAUAAACUCACAUCUUUUUGAUGACUUCAAACUUUUUAUGAAGCUUCUAUGCUCAAUAGGUCGCACCGAUUUACUUUCUGCAAGAGAUCUUGAUACGUUCACAUUGCUUCAUAUCAACUACUUUUUUAUUACAAAACCUAGCGACGUCGAUUUUUCAUUAACAGAAGGAUUCAGGAUAAAUUUGAAUAGCAGUAACGACAAGCAACCAAUCAUCAGCACUACUACCAAAAGCAAACAGCAAACCUAUUAUCUGCAAUGGAAAUUAUGGCUAGAAGAGACGCAACUGCGCGUCCACACAUUAUUAGACCUACUACGAGUUCUUAUUCAGCGAAAAUAUACCCAUGGCGAGUUACCAGAGUUUAAACAUAUUUUAAGUAUUUUGCAGGAGACAGUAACUGCACUGUCCUUAUCACAAAUGCUAUGCCCUGAUAAUGGUUCUAAAAUUGGUGGCGAGAAUAAUACAACUUGA
Messenger RNA from Mycotypha africana, 1179 nucleotides. RefSeq lists its product as uncharacterized. The record is from RefSeq and is a predicted model, not a curated record. The transcript has a single exon. Lineage: Eukaryota; Fungi; Mucoromycota; Mucoromycetes; Mucorales; Mycotyphaceae. The coding region runs from base 1 to 1179 and encodes 392 amino acids.